Sceloporus undulatus (fence lizard) is the source of this 5660-nucleotide messenger RNA. RefSeq names its product zinc finger and BTB domain containing 34 (gene ZBTB34). The coding region runs from base 4 to 1692 and encodes 562 amino acids. The record is from RefSeq and is a predicted model, not a curated record. Lineage: Eukaryota; Metazoa; Chordata; Lepidosauria; Squamata; Phrynosomatidae. The transcript is spliced from 2 exons. Gene Ontology annotation, biological process: regulation of transcription by RNA polymerase II. Gene Ontology annotation, molecular function: RNA polymerase II cis-regulatory region sequence-specific DNA binding; protein binding; DNA-binding transcription factor activity, RNA polymerase II-specific.
CUUAUGGCGCCCCGGAAGCGGAAGUAUCCGUUCUGUGUGAGGCGCGGAGUCGCUUCCGGGCGGCGUUGGCUGCGAGGGGGCGGGAGGGGGGAAGGCGCGUCGGCGGCCGGAGGGAAGGCGGCACUCGGGGCCCGGACCGAGCUCCCUCCGGCGGAGCCGCCAUGUGAGGAGACCCCGGCGCCCCUCAGGUUACACUCUACAUCAGAAGACAUGGACAGCAGCAGUUUCAUCCAGUUUGAUGUUCCUGAGUACAGCAGCACCGUACUGAGCCAGCUGAAUGAGCUUCGCCUGCAGGGAAAGCUUUGUGAUAUCAUUGUGCACAUUCAGGGCCAGCCGUUCAGAGCUCACAAAGCUGUUCUAGCUGCCAGUUCUCCCUAUUUCCGUGACCAUUCAGCAUUAAGUACCAUGAGCGGCCUGUCAAUAUCAGUCAUCAAAAACCCCAACGUCUUUGAGCAGCUGCUUUCUUUUUGUUACACUGGAAGGAUGUCCUUGCAACUGAAGGAUGUUGUCAGUUUUUUAACUGCAGCCAGUUUUCUACAGAUGCAGUGUGUCAUUGAUAAGUGCACACAGAUCCUAGAAAGCAUUCAUUCGAAGAUCAAUGUUGGUGAAGUCGAUUCUGUUACUGUGGGGGAUGAGGACACUCCUGAAAAUCACAACGGGAUUAAAGAGAGUAAUUACUUUGCCAAUCCAGUUGAAAUCUCUCCUACCUAUUGCUCCCAGGUGCGGCAAUCUGCUUCCAGUAAUGAUCUCAGAAUGGAAACAACUCCAACCAAGGGUCUGCGCAACCGUCUCCAAGAAGAAGGGCACUCAGACCGUGGAAGUAGUGGGAGUGUUUCAGAAUAUGAGAUUCAGAUUGAAGGUGAUCAUGACCAAGGAGACUUGAUUGUCAGAGAAAGCCAGGUUGCUGAGGUAAAAGUCAAAAUGGAAAAAUCUGACCGUCCAAGUUGUUCAGAUAGUUCUUCACUUGGUGAUGAUGGGUACCAUACGGAAAUGGUGGACGGAGAACAAGUGGUGGCAGUUAAUGUUGGCGCCUAUGGCUCUGUAUUACAGAAUGCCUACUCAUAUUCCCAUGGGGCAUCCCAGUCUGCUAGUGUGUCUGAAACAUUUGGAAACCUGAGGAACUCAAGCUCUUCAAGAUCCAUGCUGGGCUCUUUCCGAGGUCGUGGGCGUCAAAAGCGGGUCUCUACUAGCCACUUGCAUAGUGACGUUCCAGGUCUGAUGCAAGGCGCUGAUGGUGAAUCGGCAGGAAGCCAACCAGGAUAUGAAAGCAGUCCACGGGAAAGGAAUUCAAGAGGUCACUGGUAUGCGUACAGUGAAAGGUUAAUCUGUAUAUACUGUGGGAAGUCUUUCAACCAGAAAGGGAGUCUUGAUCGGCACAUGAGGUUACAUAUGGGAAUAACCCCCUUUGUGUGCAAGUAUUGUGGGAAAAAAUACACGCGCAAGGAUCAGCUUGAAUACCAUAUCCGUGGACAUACAGAUGACAAACCUUUCCGCUGUGAGGUUUGUGGGAAAUGCUUUCCUUUCCAGGGAACCCUGAACCAGCACCUGCGAAAGAAUCAUCCUGGUGUAGCAGAAAUAAGAAGCAGAAUGGAGUCUCCGGAAAGAACAGAAGCCUAUAUAGAACAGAGAGAAGACGAUGCUUCAGCCUCAGAAACAUUGGAUUAUAGCAUGGACAUUCAUACUUCUGAUUAAAAAAACAUUAUAUCCCUCAGCGCAACCCAGACAAAGCACAUUGAUCAAUGCAUUUCCUCCUUGUUGCUUUUGAUAAUUUUUACGACAGAUAGAACAAGCAUUGGAAUUUUCCUUUCUUUUUUUGACAAGUCUUGUGGAUGUUGUUUCUGAGUAGAAAGCUUUUGUUUUGAAGGAGGUAGGGUUAGCUUUAUUCCCUAAAGGAUAUAUAUAGGGAAGAAUAUUAUAGAAAUGAUGCACUUCAUCUUGCAGUGGGUGGGGUUAUGACCAUGAAAGAUAAAUAAGGCAAGUAUUUUUGGCCAAUACACUUGAGAGAGAGUGUGUUCUCCUUUGUGCAUGCAAUCCUAUUGCAUGUGUACUUGGAAGUAAGCCUCACUGAAUUCAGUAGGGCUUAACUCCUGGUUAGUGUGCUAGGACUACAGCCUUAACCAAACAAAUGUGCGAGGAGUGUAGGUAUGCCUCUCAGAGAUCCUAUCCAUGUGUCAUACUGAGUUGGGGACUUGGGUGGAGUUUAUUUGUUUCUUGGAGUAACUAUUUUGAUAGCUUUGAAUUUUAUAUAAUAUAUAUUAUAUAUAAACAUAUAUAAAAUGUUCACUUUUUCUCUUCUGGUUGAGGGUGAAUGUAAGAAAUACCUGAAAUGGGAAAGGAAAACAAAACCUCUUUACAAGACUUUCAACUCUUUUUCUUUUUUGGUCUUUUUCUUGAGGGAGGAGGUUUUUCAUUAAGCUUUCCUUCUGCCUCCCCUUCUCCCUGUUCAACUACUGUGUCCGAAAGCGAGCAAAGCUUAUUCUGGAACAAGUUUUGCCCCAUAGGAUGCAUAAACCAAAUGCCAUACAUGUGUUAACUUAUGAUGGGGAUUGUUUGGGGCUUCUUUUUUUGUCUAGAUCAUAAACUGGACAACCUGUGGUGCUGACCCCCUCUUUUAUACAGAAAAAGAUGUGUUGUUAUAUUAGCCAACCCAAAAGUAGCAUUGUGGUUUUAGACGUUUACUUCUUCUCAGAAUCUACCUUCAUUUCGUACUGUAGAAACAUAUACCAGGUGAAUCAAUCUUACCUUAAUCACUCUGAAUAGAUAUGUGAUUGGUUUACUACUGUAGUAGGCUCAAAGGGAUUGUUGUGGUGAAAUCUACAGUAUUUCAGAUCAGUGUUCUAGUGGAUCUCUUCCAGAGAGCUCUUUUCAGGUGCACCGUAAACUUCCUACUUACCAUUUUUUCCAGUGAAGCUGAAGCACUUGUAUUUUUACUUUUUCUAAUGAUACUAUAUGGGAAUCAUGAGCAAUAUCUCCUAUUGUAUUAGAGAAGUUUUGGGGAGGGCUUGGGUUGGUUUCUCCAUAAUUACAGUGGCUGCUCAGUAUUUUUUCUUUUAUAAAAGAGCCAAUAAAUACCUUUAUACACACACACACACACAUAUAUACACACAGGUAGAUCCUGUUUACUCUCUACAUAUGGUCUCUUUCUAAUAUGGUGCUAUUUUUUCUCUCUCUCAUAGGACAGUAUAGCAUAGAAAACAGUAGUGUUAUGCAUAUCUUUCCAGUUAGACUUUUUGUUUGCUUAAAACAGACCUCAAAAUUGUAAGCUGGCAAAUGUUACUGUAUACAAAUUCUACAUCAUAUUUUUAUUUCAAGUGAAUAUUUAGCAUAUUUAGGCUUGGCAAAAAUUUGGCAAAUAUAGUCUGCAGGGUAGAAAAGUGUUUAAGAGUGGCACAAGAUUGAAUAAGGGGUUCCCACGCACCUCGGCUGUGUUUGUUGCUAUCCUGCUCCAGUUUCUGAUGUGUCUGAUCUUGGUUAACGCCUCUAGGAUUUCCAGACUGGAUGAAUAGAGAGGUUUGGCAAAAAAUGAUGCUGGAAAGAGGCGCAAGGUGAUAGGACUUGAGAGCCAUCCUGAUUGUUUGGCUUCAGUAGAUGGAUAUAGAGUUGUAACUUCGGGUUUCUCUUUGCACGAGAUUAUAGCUUGUCACUUGCACAUUGCAACUUGCUGCUUCUGCUCAAGCCAGUUGGACAGAUGUAGGUUUCCCCCUCUUCUUUCAGAUACAGAGAGGAAAAUAGUGACUUCUAGGACUCUAUUUAGGCCUCUGCCAAAUCCGCAUAUUGAGAAUGUGUGAAUGUUUUGCUAACUUCAAGCAUAUUUAUUUUUGUAUUUUAUUACAUUGACAUUUCGAAUCUGAGCCUCAGCCGUAGCCCUUGUAUGAUUCCCUAAACUUUUAACAACUGUGAAUUUUAAACUGAUGAGACGCCGGUGGCUUUUGUUUUAUGGGAAUUCCUGACCCUUCAUAGAAAUUUUCAUUCUGCUGAGGCUUGUUACAUAUUAUAUGUAUAUUCUGUGGUUUAAACACUGAAAACACGGCUGUGGUUAUGCUGCAGAUGGGCGGCUGAUCUAUAAUGACUGGAGCUUAUGGAGUAUUCUGCAAAGUAUUUUCCUAGGAGUGCAAGCAUCUUAUAUGACUUGCAACUCACCCAUUCCUGGCUUUUUUUCUCCAUAUUAUUGGUUGAGAAUGAGACUUACUGGCUUGCAGUGGUUUUGAGGGCUCAGAGCUUUGCGUGAUAUUUUAAGGAAUCUAACCAUCCUGAUUUUUGCAGUAUUUUUUACUGUAUUUUUCAUUACUGGUUUGGGAGCCAAUAAUAAGCAUUAGUGUAACUACAUUCACAGUAAAUCACAUCUACAUAGAUGGGUUUUUGUUAAAUUGGGUAUGGAAUCAGCCUUCUCAUCCUAAAGCUGCCUAGGAAUCCUCUUUCCACCUCUCUCAAUGGAAAUUGUUGUUGUUUCAACUACUAGAAAGAGGAAUGGGGAUCCAAAUGGCCACGGAUUGGGUCUUUUCCUCUUGCACCUCAUAGUCACCCCUCACAUUCACCCAAAAUUCACUUCCAAGGGUUGCGAGGCUGUGCAGUGAAAUGCAGGCUGUGGGGUCAGGAUGAACAGAUAGCAUGGAAUUGAGGGCAUGCUUAUACCACACAAGUGGCAAAUUUCAUCAGCCCUUUUGGAUCCUAACCUGUCUGCAUGCAUCAGGGUCGGGUGCAUCUCUGGUUAUAUUACCUUCCAGAGACAUGCAAAGAUACAUAACAGUUUUAUUAAACCUUUUGCUGAAGUAAUGAAGUAGUCUUACAUUUGAGAGAUCUCUCAAUAAAAUUCAAGUCAGUCAGAGUUAAAUUUGACCCUUUAGGAGUGACCCUGUGCUACGGUGCCUUUAAAGCCAACGGGCUUAUUCCAUGGUAGCAUGAAUUAAAGAUGGGAGAGAAGGUCAAUUAACUUUGUGUUUCCCUGACUUUGCCCCCAUCCCAGUGUAGUCUUAAGAACUUCUUUCAGUGUAAUUCUUCUCAAUCUAUAAGUUUGAGUUGGUUUCAGUUUACCAAAGAGUGACUUACCCAAAAUUCUGCAUAAUGCCGAUUGUACAGGUUUCAGGUUCAAAACUUUACUUUGAGACUGUUAACAACCUAAUAGUUAUCAACAUCCUCCUCAGGCGAUUGGUUUUUUUUAGUUCCAAGUAUGUUCGUUCAUGUCAAUACAUUAUAUAUCCCUUCCUCCAGCUUAUUGGGGUUAAGAAUGAUCAAGCCAUAAUACAGUACAGUGGUACCUCGGGAUACGAAAUAUGUACUGUAAAGAUCAGAGAAUGCUUCUUAGGACAUGCAAGCACAUCUGGAGAAAGUUAACAUGCUUGUUUUCCAUCCAUUCCAAUGAGAUUUAAGCAUACCUGAAGGCUGCUUCACACAAAACACAAGUCUCCCUGAAACAGUUCAACAAAUAAGUUGUGCCUGUACCCAAUCUUGGAUGUGCAUUGGUGUUGAUAGCACAGCAUGAACAUGUAGAACUGCACUGAUCUUUCAUUUGUACUCCUUAUGUCACAGUCUCUUUUCCUGUCCACAAUAACAGAAUCAUAGAGUUGGAAGAGACCGCAAGGGCCAUCCAGUCCAACCCACUGCCAUGCAGGAACUCACAGUCAACGCACCCCCGACAGAUGGCCAUCCAGCCUCUGCUUAAA